Candidozyma auris is the source of this 1818-nucleotide messenger RNA. RefSeq lists its product as uncharacterized. Gene Ontology annotation, cellular component: nucleolus. Lineage: Eukaryota; Fungi; Ascomycota; Pichiomycetes; Serinales; Metschnikowiaceae. The record is from RefSeq and is a predicted model, not a curated record. The transcript has a single exon. Gene Ontology annotation, molecular function: ATP binding; nucleic acid binding. Bases 1 to 1818 code for a protein of 605 amino acids.
AUGGACAGGUCUCUUUCAUGGGAUCAAGUGGCCAAAAACUUGCAUCCAUGGCUCAAAGAUGCCAUUGUCGCUUUGGGGUACCCUGCAAUGACUCCGGUUCAGGCAUCUACAAUUCCACUAUUCAGUGGAAACAAAGACGUUGUGGUCCAGUCUGUGACCGGUUCCGGAAAAACGUUGGCCUUCACUAUUCCUGUUUUGCAUCAUGUUUCUCGAGCUUUUUAUGACUCCGAGUCCCCCACAUCUAAAAAAGGACUGAUACUAGCAGUCAUCAUAUCUCCCACUCGAGAGCUUGCUCACCAAAUACAGUCCGUCUUCGACCAAGUUAUACAGUUUCUGCCUGAUGAAGAGCAAAAAUUAAAAACCCAGCUUGUUGUGGGCUCCCUUGUAAGCGUGCGGGAGGACAUUGAGGCCUUCACGAAGGAUAAACCACAAAUUAUCAUUGGCACACCAGGCAGGCUACUCGAGUUCGUUAGUAACCCAAGAGUCAAGACAAACAAUGUUGAGAUUGCUGUCUUGGACGAGGCCGAUAGACUUCUCGAUAUGUCCUUCGAAAAUGACGUCCUAUCCAUCUUAAGACAGCUACCGAAGCAGAGAAGAACGGGCCUCUUUUCUGCAACCCUAUCUGCUUCUGGAGAUAGAAUCUUUAAAGUAGGUAUGCUCAAUCCCGUCAAGGUCGCGGUACAAUCAAAAUCAUCCCUCACAGCUGCCCCCUCAUCGCUAACCAUUAAGUAUUUGAUGGUGAGCUCGGAGCAAAAGUUUACUAUGCUACUUCAGCUUAUAAGGCGUUAUAAGUUCAAAAAAUGCAUGGUCUAUUUUCCCACGUGCAUAUCGGUAAAGCACUUUUAUCAACUUUUGCUGGUUUUUGAGGAUGAUCCUUCUAAUCCAGUAAGAUUUCACUCCUUGCACGGUCAGCUUGGCACAUCCACUCGACUCAAAACUCUUAAGGCAUUUACAGAAGCUGAUUCCGAUAUAAAAAAACACGUUCUCAUGACAACUGAUGUCGCAGCAAGAGGUAUCGAUGUCUCGGAUGUGGACUUGGUCAUUCAACUAGACCCUCCUAAUGAUCCAGAUGUAUUUUUGCAUAGAGCAGGAAGAGCAGGACGAGCCAAUAAGGCUGGUAAUGCAAUUGUUAUGUUGAGUGAAGGUGGGUCCGAAAUUAAUUUUGUUGAUUUCAUGGAGGUCAAGGGCGUGCUAAUGAGUGAGCUUAAAAUGCAACCUGAUUCUGAAUUUCAUCAACGAUAUUACGCAAGGGUAAGACAAUUUAUGCUUGAUGAUAGAGCUCGACAUGAAACUGCCGUUAAGGCUUACGUAGCAUUCGUGAAGAGCUACUCUAAACAUCUAGCAAAGUCUAUUUUCAGACUCCAAAGCCUUGACUAUGUAGGGGUAGCUCUCAUGUAUGGCCUUUUGAGACUUCCAAAAAUGCCUGAGGCACGCUACAUUCCUUCUGAGAGAUUGCCAGAGGAUGGCUGGCUCAUAGGUGAACCGAUGGAUAUGGACAAAUAUAAAUACGCUGACCCUGUCAAGGAAAGAGCAAGAGUCGAGAAUUUAGAGGCAGAUAAAGAAAAGAAAAUUCAGGACGCCAAAAAAAGGAAGCAACUUAAAAAGCAAAAUGAAUCGUGGUCUUCCAAAGAGAAAUCUAAAGAAGCAAAACUGGAAAGGAAGCAGAAACUUAAAAGAAAGCGUGAAGAAUUAGAGCGCAAACUAAUGGAACAGUCUUCUGAUGAUGAGGAAGUUCAAGUGGACUGGAAAGACUUGGUUAGGCAAAGCAAAAAACUGAGACAAACUUCUAGUGUACAAGGGCAGUUCAGUGAUCUAUGA